Thrips palmi is the source of this 1864-nucleotide messenger RNA. RefSeq lists its product as uncharacterized. Bases 809 to 1420 code for a protein of 203 amino acids. The record is from RefSeq and is a predicted model, not a curated record. NCBI's taxonomy places the organism in Eukaryota, Metazoa, Arthropoda, Insecta, Thysanoptera, Thripidae. The transcript is spliced from 6 exons.
ACGCACGCACAGCAGGUAUCAUACUAUAUGCCCGUCCCUCCGUCAUUUUUUUUACAAAAAGGAAACGGGACGGGCCAAAACUACUUAAGGCCCAAAAAAAGUCGAAGUAGGAGUCUAUACAUUCUGCCUUAAUGCGGAUAAAAAUUAAGGUACGGCCCAGACAUUCACACUGCUAAUUCAAGUUGGAGACAGCUUUACACAAUUUGACGUGAACUCCAAUGUGUGUGACAUUUAAAAGCGAGCCACGUUUUUCCCACGCUGACAAGUAUGAGACUCGGUCUGUCCCACAUUUGAAAGUAAGAGACACAAACCUGUAAUAUUACAACAGAAUCACCUACAGUAAUGCUGUUAAAAAACAACAGUAUUGUUUUGUGUCUGAACGUGGAACCCAUCCAGAAACAACACUUUUGUUUUAUAACAACUUCUUUUGCAAGUAACAAUAAUGUAAUUGUGAUCUCAAAUAGAGGGGGACAUACCAUCUUACUAAAUUUCUGCAUACACCACACGCAAUAGUGACAGUGAUAGACAUAGCAUGCGCUUCUUUGUUGUUGUGGCAAAUGCCUCUGUCUCUCUUUCGCGUCACUUCCCGAUGCCAUCGAUGUUAGUGGACGUUUGAGUGGCAGCUGGGGUUAAUGCCAUCCGCUUUGGGAGGUUGCUCAUUGUUAUCAUCCAGCUGUCCAUUUGGAUAGCACAGCUGUCUGCGCACGGUUCUGUCCUGUGAUCGCUCGGCAGUGGACGGUUCACAUUCACAUUUCCGCCAAGAGCCCCCAAUGCUCAUGGGUGUUUACUCUACAAACUCAAGGCAGCGAUGUCGCAGAGACGAGUCCGUGAUGGCUGCAAGAGCGUCGUCCUGGGUGUGUUUCUCUUAUUUGUUUUCGGGCCGCACAUCGCCAACGGCAAAGCGGGAAAGGCAAUUAACUCAUAUGCGGGAAAGUACAUUGUCUACGCAGACACGUUCUACAUGUGUGAUAGUGAAAGUUUAUGGGACUGGAACUUUAGGGUCAGCCACUGGAAUCCUGCCAAGCCGAAUGAACUACAACGUUUAACUGGCUGGUUUAAUGCCACAGUGCACAGCUUGACGGACGCAAGUUGGGUGAAUGUUGUACUGGACGUACGAGCGAACAACAUGUGGAAGGAAAACGCUUUCGUCUUUAAGUUUCCAAACAUGGCCUGCACAUCGGUCAAGAAACAAAUCCCGGAAUUCUGGAACGUUGUCCUGAAACUGCCGAGAAACGAAAAAGUGUGCCGAAUACCGCCGAAACUUUACGAGCUCCACGACGAGCCCAUCGCCUGGUUCUUCCCCAGCUUCCCGGUCAUGCCGUACGGGAAUUACCGCUUCCGACUGACCAUGGGGCCGCCCGGCAAGCCAGCCAUGUCCUGUCUCGCGGCAGAGUGCCACAUCGUCCCCAAGAUGUCGUGACAGAACGCUCGUCCUAGGAAGCGCGCACAGUAAAUUGAAAUGGCAAAAUUCGAGCCCCGAAUCCCAUAAACCGACAGGUGGCGAGCCCAUUCUGCUUACAAGCCACGGAAUCUGUACAACACAGCCCCGUAUUCCCCUUGCAAAAUGGAAAUUACAUGGGCACUAUAUCAAGAACCUAUAUAGCUCCAAUCCGACUGACUCACUGACUCACUCACUCACUCAUAGAAAUGUUUAGGGUCAAGGAGAGGUCGUAGAGACUUGCGGUUUUUUCCAUUCGAUUCCAAAUUUUAUGCGAAAAUUGGGAAAUAUCCCAAAAGUUCAAAAUUCCUCACCGUUCCCGAGCAAACCUACUUAAUCUUCAAGAAAGGGGACCAAAUUCCUCACCGCUUCCGAGCAAACCCACUCAAUCUUCAAAAAAGGGGACCGACCGACUGAAAAUUUUUA